This is a messenger RNA of Armigeres subalbatus, 1911 nucleotides long. RefSeq lists its product as uncharacterized. The record is from RefSeq and is a predicted model, not a curated record. Gene Ontology annotation, biological process: establishment of mitotic spindle localization; mitotic spindle assembly. Gene Ontology annotation, cellular component: spindle microtubule; basal cortex; mitotic spindle. Gene Ontology annotation, molecular function: microtubule binding. The transcript is spliced from 5 exons. NCBI's taxonomy places the organism in Eukaryota, Metazoa, Arthropoda, Insecta, Diptera, Culicidae. The coding region runs from base 205 to 1812 and encodes 535 amino acids.
GAAGACCCGAUCUAAGCAGCCUACAGAGCUGCGUAACCUGUCAAAAAUUUUCUCAAACUCUUGGCUCGAAAGUGUGAUGGAAAUUUUGACUCCUUCCAAAUUCAACAUCCAAAUCGUGGUAAAAUUAGAUCGACCCAAAUUGUAUCCUUGUUCGAUUGGAUCGUACUCACGCUGCUGAUACUGAUUGUGCGCAGCCUGCGAAGAAUGAACGACUAUCUGCAAAACGUUCUGAACAGCGACAUCUCCGAGGUGAAAAGAGAGUUUCCUCUGUUCGAAACGGCGGACUCGUUCGAAGGGAAUCAACGAACACGGGCUUCGCAUCUCUGGAGGAGCAGCCACAUAUUGGAACAAACGUCUAAGCCUUCGGCAGUGCCGUCGAAAGCAUUGGUAGGCGUCGGUGAUGAGGCGGCAGCUUCCGCGCCAGAUCUGAACGUGGUUCAGCUGGAGCCGAUUUCGAUUAAGUCCGAAAAGAAGAAUCCACAAAUUGUAAAUGUCAAGCAAACAUUUCGCUUUCCGAACAACUUCAUUUCCAAAAAGAACUCCUUUCACUCGUAUAACGGUAACGGUCGACGUUCCUUGGUUCCCCGAAAUAUGUGCAGCCAAACAAGCAAAACCAUCGUUGAACUUUAUGAAGCCCAAAAACGGGAAAAUGAAGUCCGACAAAUUCUGUCUCCGCAAAUUGCCGGUUCCGAUGACUGUUAUUCCGACAGUGAACAAUCUGCGGACGAACGCAGAAACCCCGUGCGAAGCUAUCGAAACACGUCUUACACGGUAGUAAGUGAAACAUCCAAGAGACCUCUCCACAAAUCCAACCCCAGACCAGUGGACAUGGUGAUGAUCAAGCCGAAAAGUCAUCGUACUAUCGCACCUACGACACCGUACUUUGGAGUGAAGAAAAAACGACCCACCUCCAAGCGCAAAUACACUCGGAACGUCCGCUCACGCGACCGGUUCUCGUUGGCUGCCUCAAAGUCUCCGAAACGCAAGAUCAGGUAUCCUUCAACCAAAUCGGAGAUCACUAGCGACGAGCUGGACACCGAUAAGGUGGAGUACGAAGACAGUCCGCUUAACAUAACGUCCGAAAGCAGCAACCCAUCGAACGACUCCUUGGACGACGAGUGUUCCAUAUUCGGAACGACCCAAAUUAACAAGAUCAUCGAUAAGCUGCAAGAUCACGUGUGGGAUGUCAGUUUGCAUGGGAUUCGGGAGCUGAUGGAUACGGCCAGCCAGAUCGAUUGGAAAAAGUACGAGAAACACAUGACCAUCAUUAACCGCAAGAUGAUAGACUUUUUGAAAAGCCCACGAUCGUCACUGUGCAGAUCGGCAUGUCAGGCAACGGGGGAACUGUUUCGGGAAGCAAAGUCAACCAAGCGGCCGGAGUUUGACGAAAUCGUUGAUAUCCUGCUGUGCAAAACGGCCGAUCCAAAUCGUUUCAUCCAGAAGGACGCCAACGUGGCACUGGACAAACUGGUGACGUACAUUCCUAUUUCGCAUUCGGUAAGGGCGCUGUCCGCAAGGGGACCCAUCCACAAGAAUCCGAUGGUCCGUAUCGCCACUGCCAGACUGUUGGUUUGUAUCUGUGCACUGUCCGGAUUGGAUGCCAUCCUUGGGACGAACGCUAACCCGAGAACCCGGAAAGCGAUUCUCACCAUGCUGGCCAAGUUCCUAACUGACAAGAAUCUUGAAACAAGGAAAUUUGGCGAACGUCUAUAUAAAAUGCUGAGGAAACACAAGUUCUUUAGCGAAUAUUUUUACAAGGAUAUGGACAGUAACUGCAAGAAUAAUCUGAAACGGAUGCUGAGGGGUAUUUAAUCGAACUCAAAUACGGGUGGAACAAUUUGAAAACUAGGCUUACUAAUAUUUAUUCAAUAGCUUGGUAUUAAAAAUUUUGCAAAUGUGGUAUUUAAUUUU